AUGGCGAAAGGGGGCAAGAACUCUGGAGGCCGUACGCCGCAAGACUUCAGCGAUGCACGUGUGACCACCGACCCACGUUUCGCAAAGGUCCACACCGACCCUCGCUUCUUGAAACCGAAACGCGACGAUACCAAGGUCGUCGUUGACGAACGAUUCAAAGGUCUUUUCCAAGACGACAAUCGCAAGAAAAACAAGAGCGACAAGUACGGGCGUAAAAUCAGUAAGCGUCAGAGCGAUGCCGAGCAGAUGAAGCGGUUCUAUCGCUUGGAGGAUGCCGAUCUGGCUCCGAGCAAGAGUGACGAGGAGGAGCUCGAGAGCGACCAAGACGACGAUAAUGCUGCACCGGUAGACUAUGCGCGUGGUGAAGGCGAUCUGGACAGCAGCUCUGAAGAAGACUCCUCGGAAGAUUCGGACGAUCAAGAUGAAUCUAGCGAGGAUGACAGCGAAGACGAUAGUAGCGAAGAUGACCAUGUAAUGAUCGGCCCUUCGAGCGUCAUUGACCGGGAGAAGAGGAAGCAGGCUACGCGUGCGGCCCGAUUCGACGAGCAUGACGACGAAGACGACGGUCUCGGAUCCGACAUAGGCGAAAUCGACUUGGACGAAGAUAUCGACGAAGCGGUCUAUGCGCAGCUUGAUGCACAGGCCGAACGAGCGAUUGCCGAAGGCGGCAUUGAAGACGACGAAUCUAAUUCUGAAGCCGAACCUGCUUCUCGCAAGAAGACUAAGGGCAAGCAAAAGGAACAGGCACGCAAAUCCAAGUCAAAGUCGAGUCAGAGCAAGAUUCCACGCGGAGACGACACUUGUCGCCUCGCCGCGGUGAACCUCGAUUGGGAUCACGUUCGAGCCAAGGACAUCUACAAGGUCUUUAGCAGUAUCGUCUCUCCUCUCGCGUCCAUCUCUGCUGCGGAUGCACUUGAAGCGCAUCGUCGAGACGCCACUGCCGCACCAAGCUCGACAUCAUCCUCGCGCGCACGAGCAGCACCUGCCAUCUCGCAGGUGCGCGGCAAGCUUCUCCACGUCCGCGUCUACCCAAGCGAUUUUGGCAAGGAACGAAUGGCCAAAGAGGAUCUCGAAGGUCCGCCUCCCGAAAUCUUCAAAGGAUCCAAACGACGCAAUCGCAACGACGACCAUGACUCAUCCGAAGACGAAGAAAUCACCGCCAAGACAAUUGUCCAAGUGGACGAAGGCGGAGAAUUCGAUGAAGAAAACCUUCGCAAAUACCAGCUCGACCGACUGCGCUACUACUACGCCGUCGCUACGUUCGAUAGCAAAGAAACGGCGCGUCACGUGUACAACGAGAUUGACGGUACCGAAAUGGAACGCACUGCCAAUGUGUUUGACCUGCGCUUUGUGCCGGACGGCAUGGAGUUCCCUGAUGGAGAAGAGGGCCGCGAUGCCGAGUUCAGGGACCAAGCUACCGAGGAUGUCGCCAAUUACAAGGGGGUCGACUUCAAGACGGAUGCAUUGCGACACUCGCGAGUCAAGCUCACGUGGGAUCAGGACGAUCCUGAACGCUCCAAGUUGACGCGCAUGGUGGCUCGCGGUGGUUUGACCAAGGAGCAAUUGCGCGAUGACGAUUUUAAAGCAUACCUCGCCUCCGAUACGGAAUCUGAACCUGACCAGACCGAAGUCGCAGCCAAGAAUGGACGAGACCGUCUGCGUGCUCUGCUGAACUUGCAUGGCGCUCAAGAUGCGACUGGCUUUGGAAACAAGGGCAAGCGCAACGGCGGAGUAUUUGACGAUCCACGUCACGACGAUGAUGAACAGGGCGAGAUGCAGAUCACUUUUAUGCCUGGACUGUCCGAGGCUGCUGCCAAAAAGGCAGUCAACGGCAGCAAGAAGGCAGGCGAUGGCGAUAACGAUGGAGACGAGACGACGCUGGAAAAGUACCUUCGCAAACAGAAGGAGAAGAAGGAGCGCAAGAAAGCCCAGCGUUCUGGUAUUGACGAGGACGCAAUGCAAGCUCGCGAUGAGCAAGCCGAGACUGGCGGUAUCGACAGCAAUGAUGCUGGCUUUGACGAUCCAUUCUUCAACGAGGACAUGGACAUGGAAGCGGCUCUUGCUGCUGAAUUCGGUCAAGGAGCUCCCCCCACCAAAACCAGCAAAAAAUCCAAGAAAGCCACCCGCGACCUCGACACUCGGCUAGACCCCAGCGAAGUCGCCCGUCAACGAGCGCAACUUGCUACGCUCAUCGGCUCCACCAACGAUGAGCUCACCGCCGACGGUCGUCAGCACUUCGAUAUGAAGGACAUUCUGCGUCAAGAGUCCGGCAAAGACGCCAAACGAGCUAAGCUGCUUAAACGACUGUCCAAGAACAAGCAACGCGAAGAAGCUGCUUUCCAAGAGCUCAAGGGCGCACCUUUGGUCCAGGAUACGUUCGAAAUUGAUGCCAAGGAUGACCGUUUUAGCGCGUUGAUGGAUGAUCAUCGAUUUGCGAUCGAUCCGACACAUCCCGGAUUUGCAAAGACGAAGGCUAUGCAGAAGAUCAUGGAAGAGAGGAGAAAGCUGUUGGAUCGUGCGGAUCGAGAUGAGGUGAUACAGCACGGCGUCCAAACCAAAACUGGAGGCGAGCAUGCGAACAACCAAGACCGAGAGCUGUCGGCAUUGGUCGAGAAAAUUAAGCGACGGAGCGAUGCGAAUGGAGAUGCUUCGCAAGCAUCCAAUAAGAGAAGAAAGCGUAAGUCGGACGCAUAA
Molecule: messenger RNA, 2694 nt
Organism: Mycosarcoma maydis (corn smut)
Lineage: Eukaryota; Fungi; Basidiomycota; Ustilaginomycetes; Ustilaginales
Product: pre-rRNA-processing protein ESF1
Exons: 1
Coding region: 1-2694 (897 amino acids)
Biological process (GO): rRNA processing
Cellular component (GO): nucleus
Molecular function (GO): RNA binding
Source: RefSeq, a predicted model, not a curated record